Anoplopoma fimbria (sablefish) is the source of this 899-nucleotide messenger RNA. RefSeq names its product ubiquitin-conjugating enzyme E2A (RAD6 homolog) (gene ube2a). Bases 151 to 609 code for a protein of 152 amino acids. Lineage: Eukaryota; Metazoa; Chordata; Actinopteri; Perciformes; Anoplopomatidae. The transcript has 6 exons. The record is from RefSeq and is a predicted model, not a curated record. Gene Ontology annotation, molecular function: ubiquitin conjugating enzyme activity. Gene Ontology annotation, biological process: proteasome-mediated ubiquitin-dependent protein catabolic process; protein polyubiquitination; DNA repair. Gene Ontology annotation, cellular component: HULC complex.
AGUCUAGCACAGGCAGCCAAAUAUUUGACAAACUAGCAAUCGUUGGCUAGUCAGCUAGGAGUUAAAAUAAUACACCGAGAAAAAUACACAUUUCCCCACACAUAACCCAGCACAGUUUAUGCCAAGGGUUUAGGUUUCCGUGUCAACAGGAUGUCAACUCCAGCAAGACGACGUUUAAUGAGAGAUUUUAAACGACUGCAAGAGGAUCCUCCAGCUGGAGUUAGCGGGGCACCAUCAGAAAACAAUAUCAUGGUUUGGAAUGCCGUCAUUUUUGGACCUGAGGGAACACCUUUUGAAGAUGGAACCUUCAAACUUACCAUUGAAUUCACAGAGGAAUAUCCAAAUAAACCUCCAACAGUGCGAUUUGUCUCAAAAAUGUUUCAUCCAAAUGUUUAUGCAGAUGGCAGCAUAUGCUUAGAUAUACUUCAGAAUCGUUGGAGUCCAACCUAUGAUGUCUCCUCGAUCUUAACUUCAAUACAGUCUUUACUGGAUGAGCCAAACCCAAACAGUCCAGCCAACAGCCAAGCAGCCCAGCUGUACCAGGAAAACAAGCGGGAGUACGAGAAGAGGGUUUCUGCUAUUGUUGAACAGAGUUGGCGUGAUUGUUGACCCCUGUUAUUGUUCGAGUACGAACAGUGUCCCGCCCAGAAUCAAGAAACAACCGAUCAAGGAAAAACAGCUGAUCUCACAGAAAUAAAAUGACACAUCUUAAAAUCCUUCUCAGUAUAUUUGUCCCAUAACUGUUGCUCAGUUUGUAUGCUGUUGUGUUGUGGCAUUCACUCCUGCCGGAUGCUAUUGUUGGGCUAUAGCGUAUGUUUGUUAAAAGUUAAUGUACCUUGUUAUAUCUGGGUUACUUGCUACAUGCACCAACUCUUUUCUUAAAAAAAAAAAAAAAAAAA